ACUCAUUUCUCUCACCCGUGAGUAGUGUGUAACUGAGAAAAAAUCCAGAAAAAGGCAAAGGCGGAGUCCCUCACUCUCAUUUGAAAGGGGAGGGUCAAGGGAAGGGGCACACACAAAUAUAGGUUGCAUUUUUCAUACUCAAAUAAUGAUGUAAUCCCAACAAAUUCAAUGUUUAGUUGCGGGCUGAUUCGGUCUGCUCUGUCUGCUUUGUAUGCUUUUGUGAGUCCAAACCCAAUCAGAUAAUCUCUGCGCUCCAUUCUCAUUGGCUGAGAGUCACAGUCGCAAAAAAAAAAAAAAAAAAAAAAAUCUGAUUAUUUUUAUGACCCCCCAGCUUUUUUUUUUCAUAUUAUUUAUUAUCUCUUUUUUCUUUUUCUUGCAUUGAUUCUAAACAUUACAACCAUGUUGCGUACUACUAUUUCCGCCAUCAACCGCUCAACACGUCUUAUUCACAAACCUCUUUCCAUCUCUGGAUCUCGCUUCUACCAUGAAAAGGUUAUUGAUCAUUACGAACGUCCCCGUAACGUUGGAUCUUUCCCUAAAACCGAUAUGGAUGUAGGUACUGGUCUCGUUGGUGCACCUGCCUGUGGUGAUGUGAUGAAAUUACAAAUCAAGGUCGAUGAUGCUACAGGUAAAAUCGUGGAUGUCAAGUUCAAGACAUUUGGCUGUGGUUCUGCUAUCGCCUCUAGCAGUUUCAUGACUGAACGUGUUCGUGGUAUGACCCUCGAACAAGCCGGUCAAAUCAAAAACACGGAAAUCGCUAAGGAAUUGUGUUUACCUCCCGUCAAGUUGCAUUGUUCCAUGUUGGCUGAAGAUGCUAUUAAAUCUGCCAUCAAGGAUUAUCAAAAGAAGCGUGGCACCAAAGCUUAAUCUCACUCAAAAUCUCUCUCUCUCUCUCACACACACCUCCUCUAUUUAAUAUAAUAUAUCCCUUUUGACACACGACAACAAAAAAUAAAUAUAUUCUUCUGUAAAU
This is a messenger RNA of Mucor mucedo, 973 nucleotides long. Its product is annotated as iron sulfur cluster assembly protein 1. The coding region runs from base 400 to 867 and encodes 155 amino acids. The record is from RefSeq and is a predicted model, not a curated record. Gene Ontology annotation, molecular function: 2 iron, 2 sulfur cluster binding; ferrous iron binding. Lineage: Eukaryota; Fungi; Mucoromycota; Mucoromycetes; Mucorales; Mucoraceae. The transcript has 3 exons. Gene Ontology annotation, cellular component: mitochondrial matrix; cytoplasm. Gene Ontology annotation, biological process: intracellular iron ion homeostasis; iron-sulfur cluster assembly.